This is a messenger RNA of Paramecium sonneborni, 1668 nucleotides long. NCBI's taxonomy places the organism in Eukaryota, Ciliophora, Oligohymenophorea, Peniculida, Parameciidae. The record is from the annotation of a GenBank genome assembly.
CAAAAAAUGUUGCUUUAUUUUCUUAUGCUAGGUUAAAGCAUAUGUUUAAAUUUCAGUUUCUUUAAUGAUACUGAACAAUAUUAGACAUAGGUGAUUAUGAAUGUAGAAUAGUAAUCAUUCAUUAAAAGAUUAGAUGAUAUGGGCAAAAUUUUGUAUAUUUUAUAUUUCUUAUUAAUUUAGAUCAGUUAAGUUUACGAGUGAUGAUGGAUCUGAUAAAUUUUGUUCUUCAUAUUUUUAAGGAGUAACAAUUCAUUAAUCGCCAACUGGUUUUAUAUCAUUAGUACAUGAAUUCUCAAAAAAAGACAUUGAUGAUUUAAGCGAAGAAGAAUUAUAUAAAGGAUUUAAUGAAAAAUUAUCAUCAUUUGCAAUUAGUCCAGAAGGGAUUAGUAUAUUAUCUUCAAAAGGAAAAAUUUACUAUAUUAAUACAAUGUCAAAAGAUUUUUCUAUCUUUAAUUAAACAAUCCCUUCGUUAAAUGAACAUUAAUAGACAACAUAAUUAGUAUAUGAUGAAAAAUCAAGAUAUUUUUAUGCCUUUUUAAAUGAUAACAAUUAAGUAAUUAAGUAUUAGUUAGUGAAUAAUGAAAUAUAAUAUAAAUCUAUUUAAGGAUGGCAAAAACCUAAUGAUAAAUUUAAAGUUGUUACUUAUAAUGGAUGGUUAUUUUCAGCUUAAGAUUAAUAAGGUUUAUUUAUUUAUGAAAUCGAACAACAUGGUUUAAAAUUAAUAAGAAGUAUUACUGCUUAAGAUUUGUAUGAUUUCUAAUCAGAUUCAUCAAGAAUAGUUGAUGUUGCUGUUUCUUAAGAUAAGUUAUACAUUUUAGAUUAUUAUCAUGGGAUAACUUAAUUUAUUAUUAAUUCAAAUGGAAGUUUUACAAAAAAUGAAAAAUUAGGAUUGAUUAAAUAUUAGGAUUGUAAAUCAUUCUCAAUAAGAGGAUAAACAAUAAUUUUAAUAUAAAAUUAUUAAUCGAAUUCUGAAAUAAUUGAAUUAUUUAUAUAAGAUGAUGAAUAUAUAGAAAUGAGAAAAAUAUAUACAAAAAGUUAAUUGAGAAAAGCUGAUAUAAUAGAUGAUAAUUUUGCAGUAGUUCGUGGUUUACAUGAUCAUAAAAUUAUGCUUCUUUAAAUGCCUGAUUAAUAUCUAGAUUAAAAUGCUAAACUAUUGUAAUUGUUUAUUUAUAUACAAUAUAUAGAGAUAAUUAUUUUUUUAGUGGAAAUCUAUUAGGAGUUAAUAAAUUUGGUAAUAGUAAUAAUACUCUUUUUGCUAUUUCACCUCAUGGAUUUUACAUCUUUGUUUACAAAUCUUAUCCUUCCAUUAUAAUAUGUAAUAGUAAUGAAAUUGAUUCGGGACUCUAUUAAACUAAUGUAAUUUUAAAUUAUAUUUAAGUUGGAAAUCAUAAGUACUGAUUGUGAAAAGAAAACUGAUAAAUCUAAUCAUCUUCAAUAUUGUGUUACCAAUUAUCUCUAUGAUUUCGAAAUUAAAAAACCUUUGCUUUCACCAUAAUAAUAGUAAAUUACUAUUUAUCUUACCAUCAUUUUAAUAUCUUUUAUUCUACUUCUAAUUGGAUGUAUUUUAUAUCAUUGCAGAAGAUAUCAAAUCAAAUUAGAAAUCCUAAAGAAAGCAAAAUAAUAUAAAAAAUAAAGAUCUGAAGAUAAAGGAGAAGAAUGAUGUUAUUA